This is a messenger RNA of Staurois parvus, 297 nucleotides long. NCBI's taxonomy places the organism in Eukaryota, Metazoa, Chordata, Amphibia, Anura, Ranidae. The record is from the annotation of a GenBank genome assembly.
AGAAAGAACAGUAAAAAUGCAGGCAGGGCGCCGGACAAAGCACUCGGGACAAAAUUGAAUUUAGUGAAUGUCACUUUUAAAAUUUUAAAAUUUCCCGCCAGUUCCAUCCCCCGUACGUCCCGACAUUGCAGGGAUCGGAACCCAGAAGACGGAUGCCGGCAUCAGCCAGAGGACAUUACAGGGGACACUGCAGGAGGGACAUCGCGGGAGCGCAAGAGAAGGUAAGUGAAGAAGAGAUCCCGGAGCAACGCUGCAGUGUAUUCCCGAGUGUAGCUCGGGGGGGUUACCGCUUGUGGU